AUGGGGAGCAAGCUCUCCAGUGGAUUAAUUCCCAACUGGAGGUCAGAGCGUGACAAUGACCUGAGGACAUCUGCUACCUCCGCAGUUUGCCGAUCCCAAUGGCCCUCCCCUGGGAGACUCACUGCUCUGACUCCCCAGUGGCUACAGGGGGCCCAGAGCGCCUCAGUGCUGUUUGCUGGUUCUCCUCCUCCCUUCACCCUUUCCUUUCUCUCAACAGCAUCUGCAGUGCUGGGAGCGGAUGUGACCCUGAAGCCCGGUGCCUCCGUCACUCCUUUCACGGCACAGCCCUUUCCCCCGCCCACUACGGGCCCCGCACACCGGCCACCUUGGGAGCAGCACUUGCCGCCCCUCAGGACCCCGUCAUUCCCUCCUGGCUGCCCCCUGGUGCUGCCCGCUUUGCCCAGGACACCUCUGGUGGCAGGAGAUGCCGUUCAAGGCCCCACUGGGCCUGGGGCUUGUAACAUCAUGGACCAGGUCAGGUCAGAAGGGGGACAACCACAGCCCUCCCAUACUCAGACCAUUGUCCUGACUCAGGCCCCCCUCAACGGGAGUGCUCCAGGUGCCAUCUGUGGGGGUGCUGUGUGUCCUGCACCUCUCUUCUUGGAAGCCACUGCGGUGGAGACGAUUAUGCCCGCCUCGGCUUUUGGGGGCACCCAGGCCGGCAAUGGAGGCUGGUGUCCCGGCCUUCCUCCUCAAGCUCCACCACCAGCUGCCCAGCUGGCCCCCAUCGUCCCCCGAGUGGACCCUGGACCACGGCCACACGGGGCUUCCAGGGAGGGUGGCCUGGCUGCCUCCAAGUCCAAGGCCUGGUUGGAUGACGCCUGUAACCCCAAGAGUGUGUAUGAGGACUUCCGUCGUUGGCAGUGCUUCAAGGCCCUGGCCCGGGGGCACCUUCCCCAGAGUCCUGAUGCGGGAGCUCUUUGCUGCUUCCUCAUGCCAGCGCUCCGGUCCCUGUCCCGCCUGAGGCCCACCAUGACGCUGGAGGAGGGAAUAGGGCAGGCCAUGCAGGAAUGGCAGCGCAAGAGCAACUUUGACCGGAGGGUCUAUUCUGAGAAGGCAGAAAAGUGA
This is a messenger RNA of Myotis brandtii (Brandt's bat), 1068 nucleotides long. RefSeq names its product NUT family member 2F-like. The transcript is spliced from 2 exons. The record is from RefSeq and is a predicted model, not a curated record. Bases 1 to 1068 code for a protein of 355 amino acids. Lineage: Eukaryota; Metazoa; Chordata; Mammalia; Chiroptera; Vespertilionidae.